Molecule: messenger RNA, 162 nt
Organism: Scutellospora calospora
Lineage: Eukaryota; Fungi; Glomeromycota; Glomeromycetes; Diversisporales; Gigasporaceae
Source: the annotation of a GenBank genome assembly
UAUAAUGUAGGUCAAUAUGCUAUCCAAGUUCAUCAUAAGGAAAAAAUAAAACAUAAUGGAGAGGUAGAUAAGCAGAAUACUCUUCAUAAAUUCUUUAAAGUAGACUUUCAUGAAGUUGAAGAACAAUAUUACGUAUUGUUUUCGAGAUCAACUUAUUACUAG